Molecule: messenger RNA, 1949 nt
Organism: Cuscuta epithymum
Lineage: Eukaryota; Viridiplantae; Streptophyta; Magnoliopsida; Solanales; Convolvulaceae
Source: the annotation of a GenBank genome assembly
CAGAUUUUGACAAGAUCAAACUGACAGCAAUAAAUUACUCAUAAACCAAAGAUUAUCAAAGCAUAUCAGUGCAAAUUAGACAAACCAGACCAAAAUCCCGUCAAGUAAAAACAUUGUUGAGUGCUAACUGCGAAGGCAGGUGCUUCGCAUUUUGUGCUAAAUCUGGCAAGAAGCUUCAAGUUUCAGAACACACUCUCCUGGAACAGCUUCAUUUCUGAUCAGCGAUCCCUCAGCCAUUGAAAGUUCGGUCCGGGAGAUGGAUGCAGCUGUCCCGGUGGCGGUUCUAUCGGUGAUUUUGGGAGCUUUUAUUGCAUUUCUUGCAUUCGGGAACUAUUUCCAGAAGCGGAAAUCCGAAGUUGAAGCGAUCUCUAAAGCUGAAACUGUUAAAAGUAAUCAAAAGAAUUCUUCUGUGCAUUCCCAACAGUCACAUUUCUCCUCCAAGAAAUCUCACGCUAAGACUCACUAUCACGCCCCUGCCGAUAAGGAAUCGAGCAAGCGGCAUCAUACACUGGAUUUGAAUACCCUAAAAGGCCAUGGAGAUUCUGUCACUGGCAUUUGCUUCUCUUCUGAUGCAUCUAGUUUAGCUACUGCUUGUGCUGAUGGAGCUGUGAGGGUUUUCAAAUUGGAUGAUGCUUCAAGUAAAAGCUUUAAGUUUUUGAGGAUUAAUUUACCUGCCGGAGUUCAGACAUCAUCAAUUGCAUAUGCUGAUGAAAAAUCUUCCAUAGUUGUGGCAUGCCAAGCCUUUUCUGGUUCAUCUCUUUACAUGUAUGGUGAAGACAAACCAAAAGGAGACGCCAGCGCCACACAACAGUCCAAGUUGCCUCUCCCAGAGAUCAAAUGGGAAUCCCAUAAAGUUCAUGACCAAAGGGCUAUUAUCACUCUGUUUAGUUCCAUGGCUACUUAUGGUAAUGCCGAUGGGAGUUCAAUUGUUGUUUCAUGCUCAGAAGGUACUGAUAUUUUAAUUGUUCAUGGUAAAACUGGAAACGUCUUGGGUAGACUUGACACAAAUCAGCUUAAAAACAACAUGGCCACUAUAUCUCCCAAUGGGCGUUUUGUUGCUGCUGCAGCUUUCACUGCUGAUGUUAAGGUCUGGGAGAUUAUGUACUCAAAAGAUGGUCUUGUGAAGGAAGUGAAAAAAGUUAUGCAGCUUAAGGGGCACAAGAGUGCAGUGACUUGGCUCUGUUUUACUCCAAAUUCAGAUCAAAUAAUUACUGCAUCUAAGGAUGGUUUUAUAAGGGUGUGGAACAUCAAUGGUAUAUAUCAUCUUGAUGAGGACCCUAAAACAUUGAAAGUGGUUCCUAUUCCACUUCAUGAUGCAAAAGGAGUGACCUUACACUAUGACCGUAUGUGCCUGUCACCUGAUGGAAACAUAUUGGCAGUCACCCAUGGUUCAACAUUGCAAUGGUUACAUCCUGAUACGGGGAAGGUCUUGGAUUCAGCGGAGAAAGCCCAUGAUGGUAACAUCACAGACAUGGCUUGGUCACCUCGUAUGAUCUCUGCAGGAGGCAAGAAAGAAUGGAUAUUGGCCACAUCCAGCACAGAUAAGAAAGUGAAACUUUGGGCAGCUCCAUCUUUGCAUUCAUCAGCAUAAAUGUGAUUCAGAAAGUUGAUGCAGAAAUCAACAAUCACAGGUGGAGCGCUACUAAUCUUGAUGCAGAAAGUUGAAGUUUUCUUGUAGUGACCUUUACACAUAUGACCCCAGGCCCUGACCACUACCCUCCACUGCUGUGAUUCAUGGCGUGACAACGGCAUUUGGUACACUGAGAUGUUAUUAUGCCUAUGUAACAUGGCUUUCAUCAUUUGCAAUUUGCUUUGCUUUGUAUUGCAGAUGAUCAUGAAUGUUAAGAGCAGCUUUUAGUUUAUUAUUUAAGAUAAGAUUAUUUUGGAUGGGAAAGUUGAGUUAAUGCAAGUUAUGCAACUGUUACUUCAUAAGUUAUCUAGUCAUGGAC